Solea senegalensis (Senegalese sole) is the source of this 1269-nucleotide messenger RNA. RefSeq names its product noelin-2-like. The transcript has 4 exons. Gene Ontology annotation, biological process: signal transduction. The record is from RefSeq and is a predicted model, not a curated record. Lineage: Eukaryota; Metazoa; Chordata; Actinopteri; Pleuronectiformes; Soleidae. Bases 1 to 690 code for a protein of 229 amino acids.
AUGGCCAUUUCAGAUCUGGUGUGGUCCAUGGAUGGUUACUAUAAGGGCAGACGUGUGCUGGAGUACAGGACCAUGGGGGAUUUCACCAAGGGCCAAAACUUUGUGCAGCAUCUGUUGCCGCACCCAUGGGCAGGAACCGGCCACGUGGUCUACAACGGCUCACUCUAUUACAACAAGCACCAGAGCAACAUCCUGAUUCAGUACCACUUCCGCUCUCGCAGCGUGUUGCUCCAGCGCAGCCUCAGCGGUGCCGGAUACAACAACACCUUCCCCUACAGCUGGGGAGGAUCCUCUGACAUCGACCUCAUGGCUGAUGAGACUGGACUCUGGGCCGUCUACACCACCAUCCCCAAUGCUGGAAACAUAAUGGUGAGUCGCCUGGACCCUCGCACACUAGAAGUAGCCCAGAGCUGGGACACGGGGUUUCCUAAGCGCAGUGCAGGGGAAGCCUUCAUGAUCUGCGGCACACUGUACGUCACCAACUCCCACCUGGCCGGGGCCAAAGUCCACUUUGCCUACCACACCAACUCCUCCACGUACGAAUACACCGACAUCCCCUUCCAUAACCAGUACUCCCACAUCAGCAUGAUGGACUACAACCCCAGAGAGAGAGCGCUAUACACAUGGAACAACGGACACCAGGUCCUCUACAAUGUCACACUGUUUCACGUCAUUCGGAGCGACGGAUAGAUCACACGUAGGAAAUGGUAACAAAACACAGUAGAGAUGGAGAGAAUUGAUUGUUGACAGGUGCAGUAUCACACACACACACACACACACACACACACACACACACACACACACACACAUAAUGGCUAUGAGUGUCAAUUGGAAAUAGUCUACCAUCUGUGUUUGGAACUGUAUGAUUUCCUGGCAGAGAAGGCGUAUAACUAGACACGAUACAUGGUUGUUGAACACCGGUCUAAAGGUCACAGACAAGAGUAUUUAUCAAGGUGAAGCCAAGAAAAUUAACUGCUUCUGCUACAGAGCCGCUGAUAGACAGAAGGAAGUCAGACAGUUGGAGCUCAUCCAUAUUCUGUUGCAUUUCAUUUCACUUGUGUCUCAAGAUUUGAUUUUGCAAGUUGAGGUCAAAUUGUUGAAGAAAAAAAACUCCCCGAAACUUUGCUCGUGAACUACAUCUCAACAAGGUUUAAACCUCGAGCUAGGACGACGGCCCACCGGAUGGAGAUGUUCUGGGUUUGUGAUGUGAUUGUGGACGUGUUCAGUCAGCAUGGUUGUUCAUUCAAUAAACCUUACUGUCAAACAACA